Molecule: messenger RNA, 2334 nt
Organism: Etheostoma cragini (Arkansas darter)
Lineage: Eukaryota; Metazoa; Chordata; Actinopteri; Perciformes; Percidae
Gene: wrnip1
Product: WRN helicase interacting protein 1
Exons: 7
Coding region: 176-1996 (606 amino acids)
Biological process (GO): DNA repair; regulation of DNA repair; DNA-templated DNA replication
Cellular component (GO): nucleus
Molecular function (GO): single-stranded DNA helicase activity; ATP binding; enzyme activator activity
Source: RefSeq, a predicted model, not a curated record
GGUUAUACUCGGUUACUAACAUAUUCUUCGAAUAAACGGCAUGAUCAGCUUUUUAAAAGGGAAAGUUGCAUACGAACAUUUGGUUUAACGUUUAGGCAAAACAACUUUUCCACGGUUAAAAUGAAAACAGUGUUUCGUCACGUGAUGAAAGGUUCAACAUUUUGCGGGAAUCAACAUGGCGAAUGAGAUGACAUCAACAACAGCGGACGCGGUGCAAUGUCCCGUAUGUUUUAAAGACUUCGAGCCUGCUACAAUUAACGGGCACCUCGACGUUUGUCUGCUAGAAAGCGUUACCGACAGCAGUCCGUUAGCAGCAGACGAAAGCGAACCUCCUUUAAAGAAAGCUCGCGCCCGUGUGGAGACUGGGCCACCCAGCCCCAGUGGCAGCAACGCUGUGGCCAGCUCCUCCUCCAUGGCUGGUGCACCGUCAGCUGCGGCGGUGUUUUCUCUGUUUCAGACCAACAAGAGUAAAGUUUCAGUCCAGGGUGAACGGAACGGGUUAGUUUCAAGUACACAAUCUCCUGUCAACAAGGGAGUUAAACGUAAUUUGCUGGGCGAGGCAGAACCAGGACAAGGACCAGGUGCAGAUAACGUGAAGAGCCAGACCUCUGGAUUAAAUGGGCAGAAUUCGAAGACAUCCACUGGUUUAUCACCACGGACACUGCUAACGACAAACAAGCCUCUGGCGGAGACCCUGAGACCAAACACACUGGAGGAAUACUUUGGACAAAACAAAGUUGUGGGCCAGCAAACUCUCCUCCGGACACUUCUGGACUCCCAGGAAGUACCAUCUCUGAUCCUCUGGGGACCCCCGGGAUGCGGAAAGACCACUCUGGCUCACAUAAUUGCCAGCGCCAGCAAAAAGAAGGGAACGGUUCGUUUUGUCACUCUGUCGGCCACCAGCGCGUCCACCAAUGAUGUCCGAGAGGUGAUCAAGCAGGCGCAGAAUGAGCUCCGACUGUGCAAGAGGAAGACCAUCCUGUUCAUUGAUGAAAUUCACCGCUUCAACAAAUCCCAACAGGACACUUUCCUUCCUCACGUGGAGUGUGGGACGGUCACUCUGAUCGGGGCAACCACAGAAAAUCCGUCCUUCCAGGUGAAUGCUGCCCUGCUGAGCAGAUGCAGGGUGCUGGUUCUGGAGAAGCUCUCUGUAGAGGCGAUGGGCUCGAUCCUGGACAGGGCCGUGGCCGCACUGGGGAUCAAGGUCCUGGGACGAGAUCCAGCCAUUCCCAAAGAUAAAGACCAGUCGGAUGGUCACGAGCCGAAGAUUUUCAUUGAACAAAAAGCUCUGGACACCAUCGCCUACCUUUGUGAUGGCGACGCGAGAGCGGGACUUAAUAGUCUGCAGCUGGCUGUUCAGGCUCAGGUGAGCUCGGCCCGGCCCAACGCAUCAGGAAAAGGUUCCCGGGAAAUACUGGUGAAGGAGGACCACGUCAAGGAAGGUCUGCAGAGGUCCCACAUUCUCUAUGACAAAGCUGGUGAAGAGCAUUAUAACUGUAUCUCAGCGCUGCAUAAGUCUAUGAGAGGCUCCGAUGAGAAUGCGUCUCUCUACUGGCUGGGCCGCAUGCUAGAGGGCGGUGAGGAUCCUCUCUAUGUGGCUCGCAGGUUGGUCCGCUUCGCCAGCGAGGAUGUCGGUAUGGCGGACCCUGCCGCUCUUCCUCAGGCUGUGUCAGCCUUCCAAGCCUGCCACUUCAUCGGGAUGCCUGAAUGUGAGGUGAUCCUGGCUCAGUGUGUUGUGUAUCUGGCACGAGCACCCAAAUCUGUGGAUAUCUACAAGGCUUAUGCUAAUGUGAAGGCAUGUUUGAGAAACCACAAAGGCCCUCUGCCCUCUGUCCCCCUGCACCUUCGCAACGCCCCCACCAGGCUGAUGAAACAACUGGGCUACGCUAAAGGCUACAAAUACAACCCAGCCUUCAGCGGCACCGUAGAGCAGGAGUACUUACCUGAUGAGCUGCAGGGAAUCAACUUCUUUACCUGGACACCCUCCAACCCAUGAGGAUCUGUUGCAAUGCCGUAACUGGUUAGAAACCAAGGCUGCUGAAUGGACUCAAUCCUCUCAAAUGAUCAGUUGUUAGGGGAUGAGCUAAGUUUUAUGUUGCUACUGAUUCAAAUUGAAAGUUACUGUUAGAACUUUGACAUGUCUUUUCAUUAAUUGAUUCUUCGCUCUAAACCGUCAGUACUAUCAUUUUACAUUCAAAUGUAUUUCCAAUUGGACUUUAGUCAGCUGUUUUCAAACACAUUAUAAAGGAUACACUAACCAUUUACAGUACUUCAAGAUACAGUAUGUUAAAAAAUAAGUCCUUAAUCAGUUGAGAUAAAUAACAAUAAAGUACA